ACAUGCUCCUUAUCUUGCGUCUAUUUUGUAUUCCAAUUAGUCGGCGAGUUACCCAGUUCAACAGGGCUUCAAAAUCUCAAGCUCAGACCGGACAAUACCCUACAGUCAUGAAUGCCUCUCACGCCUUCCUAAAAGCGCCCCUUCCGUAACGAUGCCUUGUUCCGAGCUCUGGCCUGCAAGGCGAAGCCUCGCAUGGCGUCUUGGUUCAGCUGGCGUCAUGGGCUUGACUGGGACCAUAUCAAGGGCGCUUUUGUACGGUCUGAACACUGUCCAGACGCAGAAUCUUGUUUCUUUCCUGAAGCUUCUGGAUCAGAGGAGAUCUGGUGGGAGCCGGCAGGGUCUUCUGACAGUUUCCAAUCACAUUAGCGUCCUGGAUGAUCCGCUGAUGUGGGGUGUGUUGCCUUUAAAGUAUGCGUUUGACCCUGCCAACCUCAGAUGGGGCCUUGGAGCCCAUGACAUAUGCUUCAAGAAGAAAUUCACGUCUUCGUUCUUCACGCUUGGUCAAGUUUUGCCCACCUAUCGACUGUUCCACUCACCUCAUGGUGGUCUCUUCCAGCCAACAAUGGCUGAAAGCAUUCGCUUGCUCUCCGGAGAGGAACCAAGCCCGCCCUCUGAACCUAAUGGACUCACGUUUGCAACCGACGCCGGCGAUGUAUACCCAUCCCCAUCGGGUUUCCGUCUGCGUAAUGCUUGGAUUCAUGUCUUCCCAGAAGCCUGCGUGCACCAGCACCCCAUGUUGGUCCUCCGAUAUUUCAAGUGGGGCGUAUCUCGCCUUAUACUUGAGUCGAACCCGGCGCCGCUGUUAGUGCCCAUGUUUAUCGAUGGGAUCCAGCAUAUCAUGCAUGAACAUAGGCGGUCGCCGCGCUGGCUACCUCGGAUCGGGCAGAAAGUCCACGUAGUUUUCGGCGACGCCCUCGAUACUGGCCACGUCUUUGGUCGACAGCGGGCAAUUUGGAGGCGUUUGAUAGAAGAGCAAGCGGGCCAAGCCAGGCCUCUCGUCGAUCAUAGCUAUCCCGAGCAGCUCAAGUACGGCAGUGAGGCGAUACAGCUUAGAAUCGAAGUAGCAGAGACUGUGAGGAGUGCUGUAGCCGGUCUCAGGGGUGCAUCCGGUUAUCCGCCUGACGACCCUACAUUUGCAUUGGCCAGAACCUGGCAGAGGGAGCCUCCUCAACGUCGCUUCAAGAGCCCAGUUGACGGGAGCAUCGUGCACAAAGAGUAAUCAAAGUCUGGAAUGAGGGUGACCAAGCUGUAAACGUCGCUGGCGCGCCAUGCAAUUACUUCCUACUGCAGCAAAUGGCCUAAUACUAAUCCUGCAAGGCAAGCCGCUUGUCAUUUCUUUUUUUCUUCCCGCUAGAAUUUGGGCUCUGUAGCUGUACCGCCAAUGUUGAUGAUACUCAGCUGUGGGCGAACUGACUAAACGACGAAUUGGCAAGCCUAUU
Sodiomyces alkalinus F11 is the source of this 1439-nucleotide messenger RNA. RefSeq names its product tafazzin. Gene Ontology annotation, biological process: inner mitochondrial membrane organization; cardiolipin acyl-chain remodeling. The transcript is spliced from 4 exons. NCBI's taxonomy places the organism in Eukaryota, Fungi, Ascomycota, Sordariomycetes, Glomerellales, Plectosphaerellaceae. Gene Ontology annotation, molecular function: 1-acylglycerophosphocholine O-acyltransferase activity. Gene Ontology annotation, cellular component: mitochondrial membrane. The record is from RefSeq and is a predicted model, not a curated record. The coding region runs from base 152 to 1219 and encodes 355 amino acids.